Messenger RNA from Klebsormidium nitens, 2888 nucleotides. The record is from the annotation of a GenBank genome assembly. Lineage: Eukaryota; Viridiplantae; Streptophyta; Klebsormidiophyceae; Klebsormidiales; Klebsormidiaceae.
AUGGUGCCCCCCCAUCAUCACACCCCCGCAGAAAGAACCCAAUUCAAGACUCUUUCAAUUGGAAGCAGGCUGCUGAUAAUGGCCGAGUCUGGUGUGGAGAAAGACGCCAAGCCUGCACCAGCGGAGUCUGAGAAUGGUGGUAAACAAGACGUGGAAGCUGUUGCAGAAACAGACACCGCUCCUGGCAACAUCUCAAAAACUGCAGUAAAGGGGACAGCUUCAGACGAAUCUGCAAGUGCGUCAAAAGAAGGUGUAUCGUCGUCUGGCAGCACAGAUGUUGUGGGAGAAGGGGCCAAGGGGAGGGAGGAGAGGACGGACGAUGAUGCAUCCUUAAGUAAGGAUGAAAGCAAGCGGGUUGUUGAGGAGCAGCAGAAUUCCAAUGAUGCUGAAGAGAAGGAGAAGGAGGACGAGGGAGACAGGAAGGCGGUAGAUGUGGAACGGCUCAGUGACAAUGAGAGCUAUCACUCGCCAGGGGAGGAGGAGUACAACAGCGGAAGCGAUGACGCUUCGGGCCUGCUACGAGGACGCAGGCGGGAGGCAAGUGAUGAGGAAGAUGAGGAGGAAGAGGAGGAGGAGGACAGGAUUUCCAUAGCAGAAGGUGAAGCAGAGCAGGCACACGGUGGAGUCACCGCAGAUGCAAACUUCAAAGGAGAGGGUGCAUACCAGAGCGACGGGAUGCAGACAAUGGAGAAGACCGACGGGGAUGCAGACGAUGAAGGGGACGACUUGCUGGAUGACGACAGCAAUGAUUUGGACGAUGAGGGCAAGGUGGACGAAGAGGCACUCCCAGAAGGGGAGGAACCAGUGGUCGCUCUAAAAGCGGAGGUCAAGAAACCAGCGGAACCGUUUGUGGUUCCAACAGCGGGGCCCUUCUACAUGCACGACGACCGCUUCGGUGGGGAGGAGACCAAGAGGCCUGGCAAGGGCAAGAAGCUGUGGGAAGGAUCCGCAGACUCCACUGACCGGUGGCCCCACGACAUGUUUGAGAAGCUGAACCUGGCUAAUGACCCCCCACCUCUGAGGCGGGGUGACGGUGAGCAAGGCAGGGGCCGCCGGAGAGGCGGCGGGUAUGAUCGAGGCGGAAGGGGGGAAGGUGCCAGCUAUGGGGGCGCGCGAGGCGGUAGGGGCGGGGGCAGGGGUUUCAGGAACGGCCCAGAGGGAGGAAGGCGCAACUUUGUGGCCAUGCAGAGCGCUCCUGGAGGCCAGCCGCAGUCAGACCCCGCCCUUUUGCCCACCCCUGAGUACAACCUCGAGUUGCUCCAGGAGUUCCCCCCUCCCCAGUCCACCGCCCAGAACUGGGGCGGUCAGCCGGCUGCUUCCAGGCAAGCGACCUCAAACGGGAGCUCAGACUACAGCAACACCCGGGACCAGGGUGGUGGUCAGAACGCGAGGGGCAAUUACUCAAGGGGGCAGAAAGCGACCCCUGCUUGGGCGGACAGUGUGCCAGGGGCGGCCACUGGCUGGGGCGACGAAGGGCAGGAAAGGGGCCCGGUAGCCACCAACCGUGGGAGGGGGGGUGGGAGGAGCACUGGGGACGGGCAGGUGGGGAGAGGGGCAGGGGCGGGGCGGGGGGAGCACAGGUCCCGCGCACCGCAGGGACAAGGUCCUCUCACGAGUGGCGACGGGCCAAGCGCUGCAAGGGGCCGCACCCCGACCAGAUGGGGUCCUGCCGUCGGAGGGCAGCAGCCUGUUGAAGUUCAGGGGGCUCAAGCAGGGUACAACCGCGGGGGUGGUCAACCGACGGGGUGGGACAACCGUUCGGCGGUUGGGAACCAGGAGAGGGGCGCAGGGGCCCCCCAGGGGAGAAGCGCAACGGUGGGCACGAUGACGUCACCCCGGCCCCUGGACCAGAUGGCCCCCCGGGAAGAGAAGCGGCAGCAGUACCAGCCGUCAGAGGCACGCCCCGCUGCCCGGAGGGAGAUUGAAGUCCAGACCGACCUGGCACCGGAAGUCAGCCCAGGCUCCCGUAAUGCUGCGACUACUCCUCGGGGGGGUGCCGCAAAGUCGGGGCCGCCACCAGGGUUUGGCGGGAACUCAGGGAGCGCAGCCUACGGCUCAAGCGGCGCAGGGGCCGGGGACUACGGCGCGCAGUAUCGGCCGCCUGCGAGUGCGGGGGCAACUGGACGGGCCUCUCCCGGUCUGCACAUGGCCAAUGAGUACGUCCCGAACGCGGCCACACAGCAGGUGCUGCCUUAUGGGCAGACAGCAGUGCCUCCGGUGGGGGGUUACGGCUUGCCUCCUUACCCUAGCCACCUGCCGCCGUACGCUUACGGGAGCGGUGACGUCACAUGGGUCCCCGUGCUGAACAACCCGCAGGCAAAUGCUCUGCCCCCACCGCCAAAUGUGUACGGCGCAAACCCGUAUGCGAGCCCGUACUCAUUGGCCGGGGCAGAAGCGACCCCGUAUAUGUACUCGUCACAGGCAGUUGCUCCCCCAGAGUAUGCUCCCGCCAAGCAGGGCCUUGCAACGGUUGCAGCCAUCAGUAGGCCGCCCUCUGCAAGCACGCUGUGGAGACCACCGGCGUCCGCAGGGUUGAGUACUGGGGUUUUGGAUUCGAAUGCAGAUGCUUAUGGACAGCGGCAGAGCAAACCGAGAAGGUAUACGGAGAUGACCUUCCAGUAGUGAACAAGAGGAGGUUUUUGGUGGCGUCAGCUUGCAGGCAGGGAAGCAAAGGCAACCGCUUGAGAAUUCAGGUUCUUAAUCUUUUGAUGUCUGGCUUGGGUAUGGUUUGAAGAAGAAGUCAUUGUUGUUCGGCGGUUGACUCAUUGUUCUAGUAGCCCGGUAAGAGGAAUAACGAUUAUGGGCGCACCUUUUAUGAUCAAUCGUUUUUCGUGUGCUGCCAUGAUUGACCAGUCCUUUAUUUAAGAAGCAUGCCAGCCAAUUAGGAU